AUAAAGUAGUAGUAGUCCAGUAGUCUAACUGGGGGUAGAAAAGAUGCUAUGACCAUCUGAAUAGAAUUAGAUACGUGAUGUGCAUUUCGGAGUUGGCAGCUGGUGUUGUUUUGCCUGUCAUUAAUGGGAGAAAUACGACACAUAGGGUUGUUUAAACUAUAUUUUCUUUCAAAAAGCAGCCUAAAACAUUGGGGAAAAAGUUUUUGAGAUAACAUGCACAUGAUUUUAAAUAUUGUGACUUAAAGGUGCUAAGGGCAGCCUGACAAAUCUUUUCAUCACUUAGGCAAUUUAUAGCAAUUAUUUGGUCAGAGAUAUGAUUUGGCAGCAAGUUAUGAAUUAGGCAUGUCUGUAGAUGGUGUGUUGUCCAUCCAUUUUAAUUUUUGUAUGCUUUUUCUUUACAGCUUUCACAUGACGUGGAAUCUAUUAAAGUCCUUGUGACAACUUUUAAAGAUGAGAAAGAGAUCUGUAAAAAGAUUCUCCAUGUUAACAGUGUUAAAAAUCUAACAGAGCAAAGCCUUGCCUUGCAAACUGGUUGUGUUCUGGCCAGGUUUUUAAAGUACAACACUGAUUUCAGGGAAUACGUUGAUGUGGACAUGAAUGUAGCCAUUAAGGACUUUGAUAGGUUCCAUGUAUUUCUGUCAAGUGGAGGACCUGGAAAACAAACCGGGGAGACUAAUCAAAAUGAGGCCCCCACUGAUAUAGAAGAGGUUGGUCGAACCUUGCUGCCCCUUCUGAGGAAAAAAGCCCCACAAAUUCUCAAGGAGUAUGAGACCACAGGCAUCCUGUCAGUGCAAUCCAGAAAGUUUCUUGUGAAGAUAUGCGUAGGGGAUUUAGUAGAGAGGUGUGGCUUUUACCCUUUGAGUGCGGAGAAGCUGGCUGUUGCCAAAAGUAUCAUUUCCGCUUUCCCUUCACUGAGUGUACGUGUGGCAGGGCAAGGCGAAGGAUUUGAACAUUUCUAUGAUCCAGUGUCCCACUGUGGAUUUUUGGAGAGUAAACUGCGCAAUCUUCGACGUAAUCUUCAGCAAGAGCAAAGGCGAUACAGAAAGCGAAAAGUGACCACAGACUCGGAUGAAGCUGGGGAACCUGAGACCACGGAGAAUGAAACCACUGACACAACUGAGUGGGUUACCCUGACCAAAAGGCUACGACCUUCAGCUGAGAACCUUUCAGCUAUCAAGACAGGCAUGGAGAAAACUUACAUUCAUCGCAGAGCCUGGAUUAGCAGAGACUCCCCCACUGUUGAAGAAAUAUUUAACGAGUAUCCACGAUUCUUGGACACCCCCUGUUUGCUGGACUCAGAGUUCGGGAGACUUACUGGUGGAAAGACAGACUUCUUUCUACGAAGAUGGGAGGCCAGCAUUAUCCCCAAACUCAAAUCUGUGGCUGCUUUGGAAAACAGUACAUCCCCUCUUUUGAAGGGCGUUGAAGACAAAUCAGAAGAUGAGAUUUGUUACACUGCCCUUUUGAUUUUGGUACACCUGCUUCCGCCAGUUGGUGCCAGUCGAUGCAGUUUGAGCUCUGCAAUAACAUGUCUUAUUGAUUUUGUACCGCUUGGAACAAGUAUUGCAUCUCUUUUCAAUCCUGUUGAUUCAUCCAAGACUCACCAACCCCAGCUGAUGUGCAUUGGAGAUCUAAGGAGUUCAUCCAGGCAGUAUGUUAUCAUCGCCAAGAACGACAGGGUCACCAUUCCUUUGGAUGAUGGUCUGGCCUGUGCAUUGGACAAGCUUUUCAAGCUUUAUUGGGUUUGUAACUUGUCUUACCCAACUCCACUCAGUGCUGUGUUUACUUUUUUGGAGUACAUCUAUGACCUGCCUUUCUCCACGCAAAGGAAAACUAAAGUACUGGAGUUGAUUUCAAAGCUCAAAGCUUGCAAGUAAAAUGUUUACCUGUCCUAAAUGUGGACAGCCUGUGUUCACUGAGGUGAAAAACCUCAUUUGGCAUCUUCGUGAAAUACACCUUUUAUCAGACGGACAAAAUGUUAACAUUAUAUGCAGCCAGGAUAAUUGUCCAAGGACAUAUCAAAACCUAAAUUCAUUUUCAAAGCACCUCCAUAGAGUUCAUGCCACAUCAACAAACACCACGCCAAUACAAUCUGCAGAUCAGAGUGCUGCAUCUCAUAAUCCCAGCCCAAAUGUUUUAGAGAUUUGCAGUGAUGGACCAGUGGAUUCUGAUGUCACGUCACAUUCAAGCAAAGAUGCAGAUCUUGGUAACUGUGCUGCCUCUUUUGUGGCAAAAAUGUACUCAUCAUCAAACAUGACCCUAUCAGAUGUGACAAGAAGUGUCAGCUGUGCAAAGGAACUGCUUGAGAGAACUGUAGAUAAUUUGCAGCAGUCAACUGUUUCUUUGUUGAGGAAUUUGAAUGUGUCUAAUGAAUGUAAGGAUGUACAAGCUUUAAUGAAGAAGUUUGAAGAUGCAAAACACAUAUUUGAUGAUGUGGACACGCAAUAUAAAAUGAACAAAUACUUCACUGACAACUUUUCCCUUGUUAAGCCACAAGAAAUAUUUUUGGGGCACAGAUCUGAUAGUGUGAGGAAGGAUGGUCAAAUUAAACAGGUUUUGGCAUCAGACACAUGCCAGUAUAUAUCAGUCAUAGAGACUUUGAAGUUUAUCUUCCAACAUGAGGAAAUGCAGGGCCUCUUUCUUCAGGAUAAGAAGAGUCAUGACAACAAAAUGCGUGACUAUUGUGAUGGUUAUCAUUUCAUGUCUCAUUCGUUGUUUAAAAUGUACCCUAAUGCUGUGCAGUUACAACUGUACUAUGAUGAUCUUGAAACAACAAAUCCUUUGGGGUCGAAAACAAAAAUACAUAAGCUAGGAGCUGUGUAUUUUACCAUAAAGAACUUACCACCGGACUGUAAUUCCUCCCUUGCAAAUAUUCAUCUGUGUCUUUUGUUCAACUCAAUUGACAGAGAGGUAUAUGGAUUUGACAAGAUUUUGGAACCACUUGUGGAGGAUUUGAAACUUCUUGAAAAUUCUGGACUGACAGUGAAAUUGAAAGGUCACAACUAUCAACUUUAUGGUACAGUUUGCCUGCUAACAGCAGAUAAUCUAGCAAUGCAUACACUUUGUGGGUACCUUGAGAGUUUUUCUGCAAACAGAUUCUGCCAGUUCUGCAUGGUUGGUAAAACAGAUGCACAGUUCAUAUAUGAUGAAGAUGAAAUGGAGCUGCGUACAAAAGACAGUUACCAACACCAUGUCAGCUUAAAUGAGCCAAGUAAAACUGGUGUUAAAAAUGACUCCCUUUUAAACAAGCUUCGGUAUUUCCAUGUAACUGAAAACAUAAGUGUUGAUGUCAUGCAUGAUGUUCUCGAGGGCAUAGCACCUCUAGAGGUUAAACUCAUGCUGCGCCAUUUCAUUUAUGUGGAGAAAGUUAUAACUCUGGAUCAGCUGAAUGAGCGGAUUUCAAGUUUUCAGUAUGGUUAUGGAAAUAUAAAAAACAAGCCAAGUGCCAUAAUGAACUUGAGAACCAGCGAGAAUCCAGUAAAACAGACUGCCUCUCAAAUGUGGUGCCUUUUACUGGUCUUGCCUUUUUUGUUAGGAGAUCUUGUGGACAGAAAAAGCCAGCACUGG
This is a messenger RNA of Melanotaenia boesemani (Boeseman's rainbowfish), 3567 nucleotides long. RefSeq lists its product as uncharacterized. Lineage: Eukaryota; Metazoa; Chordata; Actinopteri; Atheriniformes; Melanotaeniidae. Bases 594 to 1877 code for a protein of 427 amino acids. The transcript has 7 exons. The record is from RefSeq and is a predicted model, not a curated record.